Linum trigynum is the source of this 2176-nucleotide messenger RNA. NCBI's taxonomy places the organism in Eukaryota, Viridiplantae, Streptophyta, Magnoliopsida, Malpighiales, Linaceae. The record is from the annotation of a GenBank genome assembly.
UCAUUUUGGCCGACAAUAGAAAGGGUUCAGAAAGCAACCGGAGCUCAAUCACCCACCGUCUGUCCGAAAAAGGAAACGAACCCGUUUUACCUCUCCACCGUUUCUUCCUCUUCUCCGCCGGUUUCCCGCCGAUCACUUUUUGGCGACCGGUGAUCCAGAUCUGCUCUCUUUCUCUUCACCGUAAACCGUGAAGGUAAUGGUGGAAAGCUUGCCGUCUCUCCGUUCCUGAUCUGGAUUCACUCGGUACGUUCCCAUUUUCUUCCUCGAUCGUAUCUCUUUCCGAAGUCGUUAGUUUGAAUCUAGAUAGGUUCCGCCAUGAACUCAAAUUACGGGAAAGGUUCAUCUGGGUCGAUGAAUUCCUUCAAUUUCGAUCUGGGUCUUGGAUCGAAUCGCUCUAAACCCUUGAACGAGCAGAGGAAUCAGAGCUCCUCCGGUUACUCUUCGUAUUCGUAUUCAUCCACGACUGGGUCGCAACCGAGGCCUGCUUUCCAACCGGGGAAGCCGUCAUGGACUCACCAACCUGCUGCGGCGGCGAGUCAGCCAGCUCGCGCUGGGUUAGAGGGGCCGAAUUCGAUGGUUGGAGAUAUAUUUGGCAAGACCUGGGGAUCCACGGGUUCAGCUGCUAAGAGCUCCGGGAUAGGGAUUGGGAUUGCAGAGAAGAACCCUAAUUUGUUUGGCGAUCUGGUGAGUUCUGCUUUGGGGCAGGGGAAUAAGAGUGGAAGCAAUGCCCCUUUGAAGAAUGUGACUCCGGCGCCAAGUAAUAGCGCUUAUUCCAUGGGAAACAUGGCGGAUUCAUUGCCUAAGGUUAGUGGUAACUCGGUCCAAAGUGGUGCAGGUUGGGGAUAUAAUAGGAAUGUUAGCACUGCCAGUGCUGGUAAUGUGGGAGUGAAUGGUAAUAAGAGUACGAAUCUUGGUGGUUCUUCCAUGAAAGGAAUGGCGGCUGGAGGUGGUGGAGUGAUGGGGGUAAACAAGGAUCCGUUCGUUUCUCUAGUUGAUUUCUCGAAGCCUUCACAAUCUGGUGGUGGCCUUAACUCUGCCCCGCAAGGUAAUAGUAAACCUAGUUCUAAUGUCAAUGAUCCAUUUGGUGAUCUCCAAAAUGCUUCAAAACCAAACUCAACUCCAGCUCCUUCUAGUGGGUUUGGUGCAAAAGAUCCAUUUGGGGAAUUCCAGAACGCUUCAAAACCAAGCUCAACUCCAGCUCCUUCUGUUGGGUUUGGUGCAAAAGAUUCGUUUGGGGGUUUCCAGAAUGCCUCAAAACCAAGCUCAACUUCAGUUCCUUCUAGUGGAUUUGACUUUGGAAUGCCGAGCAAUGACUUUGGCGCUCAGAAACAGACACAGUCGUCAGUUCCGGCUGCAAGUAGUGAUCCACUUGGGAUGUUCUUCAACUCUUCAGCAGGAAGUGCUGCACCAGCAUCUUCAGCAGGUGCAGGGCAGCAAUUCUCGGAACUUGAUGACUGGGGGGCGGAUUCAGGUUUUGAUGGUGCAGAUGGUCCCACUACUACCGAGCUCGAAGGGCUUCCUCCACCUCCUGCGGGGGUUUCAGCUUCUGCUGCAAAGAACAAGGGUGUGGACCAUCAAAAGCAAGGGCAGUAUGCUGAUGCCAUUAAGUGGUUGUCGUGGGCUGUGGUGCUUCUUGAAAAAUCUAAAGAUAAAGCUUUAUCUGCUGAAGUUCUGUCGACUAGAGCCUCGUGUUAUAAGGAAGUUGGAGAGUACAAGAAGGCCGUUGCCGACUGCUCAAAGGUGCUCGAAGGAGAUGAAACCAACGUAACUGUGUUAGUCCAGCGAGCACUCCUAUACGAGAGUAUGGAGAAGUACAGGCUCGGAGCUGAGGAUCUGAGGGCCGUUCUUAAGAUCGAUCCACUUAACCGGAUCGCGCGGAGUACUGUCCACCGCCUGUCCAAAAUGGCAGACUAGAGAAAAAGUACGCCCUUACUACAUUGUAUUCUAGCUUCUCUUUUCAUAUUGAUACACUUAAUGCCCCCUCUGUAUGAAAUCUGUGGGGGAAAGGGAACUUUUUUCCGCCUGAAUGUCUGUAUUACCAUUGUGGAUUUUUGCAUGUAUUCAUUGUUUUCAUUCUCGUUUUCUGUUUGCCUUUGAGACACAAGAAUUCAUCUUCAUCCAAUACUCAUUUUUUUUCCAUAGGAGAUUAAUUCCAUAAUCAAGGCUUUUCUGUUUG